Messenger RNA from Rotaria sp. Silwood1, 837 nucleotides. The record is from the annotation of a GenBank genome assembly. Lineage: Eukaryota; Metazoa; Rotifera; Eurotatoria; Philodinida; Philodinidae.
AUGUGGGUGUGGGUAUUACAAAUAGAUCCACACCCAAAUAAUUAUGUAACAUCAUCAGCUGUUGGAAAUAUUUUUCAACAACACACAAUUACAUGGAAAUCAUUAGAGACAUUUAUAAUAACAAAUUUUCAUUUAAAUGCAAGUACAACAAUUGGUAAUCAUCAAACUCAUGAUAUUAACCCGAUCGAUACAAAUCAAUAUAAGAAUAAAGCCCAUUCAGCUCAACCAAAGACACUUCUUAUUUUGGAUAUUGAACCAGGAAAUCGAUAUGAAUUAGUUUGCAUCACUGAAGCUGGACUCAUCCGAUAUCGUAUGGGAGAUGUGAUCACUUGUACAGGACUUUUUUGUCGAUCCGAUGAUUUGGUCCCAUUACCCAUCGAUCACGAAGAAGUUCCUCGGAUUCCACUUUUUUCAAUAGCAUAUCGCAUUGGAAGUUUAUUGGAUGCAUUUGGAGAAAAAACAAGUGAACAGCAUCUCAUGGAUGCUCUUCAACGAACAUCUCAACAAUGGAAAGAACAAAGAAUUCGUCUAGAUAUCUAUGAUUUUACCAGUUAUCCGAAAUUAGAUGUAUUUCCUUCACCUUAUGUCCUGUUUUUAGAAUUAAUUGAAGAACAAAAUUCUAAGCGAGAAUAUAAAACUAGUGAGAAAAAUCUUCAACUUCUUCAAACCAUGGUCGAUUCGGAAAUCGAACAACAACUUUGUCAAACAAAUUUCAAUUACAACAAUGUUCAAAAAGGUAGCAAAUUAGGUCCACUAGUCUGUAUUUUUGUUCAAAAUGAAACCUUUUCAACUUUCCUAACAGAUGUAUUGGUCACCGAUCGGUUUAGUCCGACAUAA